Messenger RNA from Symbiodinium necroappetens, 1266 nucleotides. NCBI's taxonomy places the organism in Eukaryota, Dinophyceae, Suessiales, Symbiodiniaceae. The record is from the annotation of a GenBank genome assembly.
AUGGGGGUCUUGUCAUUGCCUCAAGAUCUUGCAGAACUGAAGGCUUUGUGCAAGCAAGCCCCUUUUGGUCGGGGAUCUGAGACAGUGGUUGACCAGAAGAUCAGGCGAAGCAUGGAGACUCAAAAUGUGGACGUCCGAUGGGCUGAUCUUAAGCUUGUCUUGUCCAAAGUCCGUGCAGAGCUCUGCCCAGAUGUGGAUUUGGUUGCCAAGUUAUACAAGGUCUUGUUGUAUGAGCCAGGCGAUUUCUUCCAGCCCCAUGUAGAUAGCAAGGUUGGCGAUGAUCACAUCAUGACCCUCGUGGUGGACUGUGGGGCUGGCGACUGCAAAGGUGGAGAGCUUUGCUUUCCCAAGCGAGCUUCCCAGUGGCGCGAGCUGGAGAAAAUCGGGCGAGACAGGACCUGGCUCUCCGAAUCAGGAUCGUGGUGUUGCUUUUUUUCCUCUGAGCUUCACUGUGUGAAGGAGGUCACCGCAGGGCAUCGCGUCAUGGCGACUUUCAACGUUUUUGGGAGCCCAGCCCAGACAGAGAACUCCGAGACGGCUUUCCCCGGGAGUUCCACACAGAACUGCUUCUUGUCGUUGCCGCGGCAUGUGCAGCAGAAGAUUCUGCAACUUUGGCUCGGUGAGUUCAAGGAGCGCCUGCGAGCAGAAAUGGGGGACAAAGUCUUGCUUGGUAUACCAUUCCACAACAUGUACAGUUUCGACAGCUCAGGCGUCCUGAGGCCUCAUCAUUUGAGGGGGAGGGAUUGGCUCCUUUACAAAGCAGUGGUGGCUUUGGGAUGGCAUUGCCGCUUGGUGGAGUGCGCCGUGAGUUGCGAAACCUGCCAGAAUGAAAAGGGGCUUUCAAGAGCUCGUAUCGGCCAGGACAUGACUGAUCGCGGUGACUUUCAGGAAAACGGCUACUCGGGUUCCGCUGAGAUCCAGAUCCCCGAAAGGUUUCAAGCUUUGGCAGGGGCAACUACCUUGAGCCGGUCGGAGAUGCGUUUCUUGAUAGACACCAACGGGAUGCUAGAUUCUCCCGGGAGAGUACCCCACAUUGUUUGGCCAUUCCGGGGCGUCAAGUGGGCAGUUUCUCGGGCCUAUUUUGCCAAACGCCUGCUUGGAGAGUCUCAAUCCUGCGACAAGUCAGGCCCACUCUGGGGCAACGCCGGGCAAUUUCGCAUCUUUUAUUAUCGACGCGCAGCCUUACUCUGUGAGAUGGAACCCUGCGACCGCACUGAUCUUCGCAGCCUUGACCCUGAUUUCUAUGACCUUUGGAACAGUUUGUAA